Messenger RNA from Coregonus sp. 'balchen', 2267 nucleotides. The record is from the annotation of a GenBank genome assembly. NCBI's taxonomy places the organism in Eukaryota, Metazoa, Chordata, Actinopteri, Salmoniformes, Salmonidae.
AUGGCACGCAUAUAUGUACCAGCUCUGAUCCUCUACGGCUUCUGUAAGUUACUUUAUCUUCAGUUCAGAUUUUAAUAGAUUUGUUCUGUCAAAUAGGUGUGAUUGUGUCUAGGUGUGUGUGUAGUAUAUGUGUGAGUGUGCAAAAUGUUGUGUGUGAACAAUAGCUUUUAUUAAAUCACACCAGAUUUACAUUCCUUAAGAAUUAAGCAGAAAGUUGUUUUUCUAAAUCUGUUUUCUCUCUUUCAGGUUUGACCCUGGUCAUCUUGGUCUCUCCGCCACCCUCAGUGGUGGUCCAUCCUGGGGAUAAUAUCACCCUGCAGUGCACUAAUGUCCUUAAAGUUCCAGGACAUGUUGCCUGGUUCAAACAAGUCAACGACUCAGAGCCUCUGUGCAUCGCGUCUAUGUACACCUCUCAGCCGUUUGUCAAUCAUCACAAUGGUUUUCAGUCCAGCCAUAUGGAAAUGUUAAUCAGCAAUAGAAUAAUCUUCCUCACAAUCACAGAGGUGGAUGUAGCUGAUUCUGGUCUGUACUGCUGUGGACUGUUCCAUCAAUACUUAAUUUUCACCAAUAUGACUGUCCUGACUGUUCAAGGUAAUGUUUUCAAUCAUUUCUCAGCUGUGACUACUGGAUGCUAUGAAAGUUUGUGCUACGAGUGCGCACAUAAAAGAGUUGGAAACAAGUUAACUGUCCUAUUCAUCCAAAAGGUUACAAGGAUUCUGACAAAGAGCCAGAGCAAUAUUGUGAAGGUAUGCUUAGUCUGGUAUUGUAUGGUGAAAAUCAUUUAAAACAUACAUUUUAACCUAUAUCUUCGAUAUGAGCUAAUAAUUGUUAGAUUAAUGAGGUAUAGUUUUUAUACUUCUGAUUCUAAAUGACGUUUUUUGAUAAGAGAGGAUGAUAGAUCAAUGAAUCUCUUCCCACUGGUUGUGAUGGGUGGUAGUGUAAUGGAACUAUCGGUAUUGUAGGAGAGGAUGAUGAACCCAUCAAGUACCCAUUUCCAUUGGUAUUGAUCCUGGGUGUUGUGACUGCUGUCCUCCUGAUAGUCAUCUUCAUCUUGGUCCUCAAGAUCAUACGAGACGCAAACAGACACAACACAGGUAGGAGCCCAUUUCAUGAUAAUAUGGGACCUGUGAACUACACUUUUAAUGUGGAUGUUUUUUCCAUGACAUACUGUACACUGACGAUCAGAAGAGUCAGUGUGUACACUAGAAUGGAAUGAUCCGUUAAUCCGUUCUCUCGUCUCUUUUUCACAUCAUAUUCAGGACCUGAUUCUCAAAGACAACCACAAAAUGAUCAGGUAAAUACUGGAUCAUUAAAUAUUGGAUAUAAGCAAUUCAGAAAUCAUGAAAAUAACAUAUGUUGGUUAUGUCAUGGUGUUUGCAAAUCUACAGAACCAAGAUCCAGAUGCAUUGAAUUAUGCCGCCCUGAAUUUCACCUCCAAGAAGAGGAAGAUGGAGAGGAGAAGAGAGAAGGAGCUGGACCCCCAUGUAGUGUAUGCUGCUACAAGAUGACAAAGUGGAGGAGGAUGGAAGAGGAGGAAAAUUGGUUGGACAUAUCUUUGAAUACAAGUUUAAAUCCUUCUAUAUUGUAUGUGUAGUUAUAUUAAAUGUUUUGAAAUGUAAAUCAGUAAAUAUCCCUGUAGCCCUCUCCAACUCAGUUAGGCCACACAGCUCAGUGGUACAGGGUGUGGUUAGAGAGGAGGAGUUAGAAGUCAAAACACAACUGUUUAAUGGCCUCAGAGGAGUAGUUGCCUCUUUUGGCCUCUCUUAACUUAGAUCUCUGUUGUGUGUGUUAGUGAUUUGGUUAUUUCUUUAUAGGGUGACCCUGAGGGGCAAAGUACCCAGCAGUAGACAAUUGCAUUAUACUGAUCACUUCUAAAGACAAAUAAAGAGAUAAAUCAAAAUAGCCUUUGUAAUGAUGUUAUAACGCCCCUUAGUAUUUCCUGUCUUGGCUUUGCACUGAUCACAACCCCCCUAUUAUGAGGAGCACCUUAUAAGGAGAAUAUGAUUGGGGUCUGAGGUAGAGGAGGUGGCAGUGAGGGUAUGCAUCACUUCCUGAGUGACAGGAAGGAGCAGCUCAGUGUAAAGUGAGACCUGCUGAGUUGAACAUCACUGGGUCUCUCAUAGACUAACACUGGGGGAUGAAAUGUCCCUUAUUCUCUCUCUCUCUCUCUCUCUCUCUCUCUCUCUCUCUCUCUCUCUCUCUCUCUCUCUCUCUCUCUCUCUCUCUCUCUCUCUCUGUAUGUCUCGCCAGAUUUCCAGUCCACCUGA